UUGAUGUGAAAGGUGUGUCAGUGAGGUGUUACUAUAAUUUGUUACGGUACAAAAUUUUCGCAAAUGACUGCAAUAUUUGCCAAAUCAUUCGAAAAUUCGCUGAGUAGUAAUUUAUUUUCAAUUCCUACCUCGUUUUAUUUUUUACCUUGUUGCAUUUAAUAAAUAUUAUUAACUGCGUUUUGUUUUUCUGCGCCGAACAAGUUUUUUCAUAAUGGAACGGGAAGUGUAUUCACAUUCCGUCGCACCUAAUCUGCAGAUAAGCGCACAAACUCAAACUGUCGUUGAUGUCAAUAAUGGUAGUAAUUGUUUACCAGUCACAAAUCAAUCGUUGCAGUGUCGGGAGAGUGAAACGAUGGGGCAGGCAAACGAAAAACUAAACGAUGUGAAGAAAAGUGAGAAAGUAACGAAUUUAAAAGAUGUCGAAAGUCCGGACGAGAAACAAUUGGACGUGGGCCAAUCUGAGAUUAUUUCGAACACGAACACAGGCGUGGAUGUGGAUUCGCGGUUCACCACGGCCGAUAACGAGGUGGUUAUUCACAAAUUAGAGCAGGCUGCAAGUUGGGCAUCGGGCGAUCGCAGUGUCGAACAGUAUUUCGAAAGUGAAAGAGAUGAAGCUGAAGCACGACUAUUGGCCCGUCGUGCAGCGAGAGCCGAAGCGCGUGAGAUUCGCAUGCGGGACCUGGAGCGGCAGCAACGCGAACAGGAAGAGAACGCCGACCGACAGUUUGAUAUGCUCAGCGAGCCGGCAGUGCGGCGGCCGGUUCCUGCUUCCGUCCGCAGCCUGCUGCAAUCGCGGCGCUCAUCGGAGGACUCGCUGGAGGACACUGGCAGUUUGCGCGAUCUCAGACAUGAGCUCAAGGAGGUGGAGGAGAAGUUCCGCAAGGCGAUGAUCGCCAAUGCGCAGUUGGAUAAUGACAAAGCGGCGCAGACUUAUCAACUAGAACUUCUUAAAGACAGGUUAGAAGAAUUGGAAGAGGAACAUUCGCAGGUGAAGCGCGAACACAAAGACAAGUGUCGUGACUUUGAGCAACUGAAACGGGUAACGGCGCAGUUGAAGGAUGAAUUAGCGCUCUUCAAAGCCGAGUUGGACGAGCGCGACCGACUCAUCGCCGAGAAGGGUUUAGUUAUUGUUGCCGCCGACGAUGUGGACACGUCGGCUGGUUUAACGAAUGGCCCCACGACGAGUGCGACAACAAACUCGACGACGCCGAAAAUUCGGCGUGCGUUAGUGAGCGCGGAAAACGCGCAUCUUUUAGAAAACGCAGGCGAAGGUAGUCUCGACGUGCGGCUGGCACGUUUUGCUACAGAACGCUCUGAGCUAUUGGAUCAAAUUAGCCACCUGAAGCUCGAACUCGAGGAGGAGAAGUGCGCCAAGCGGCGGAAAAGCAGCAGCGCUCUGAACGGACCGGAUUCGGAUAGUGAUGCUGCUGAUAUUCAACGCGAAGCAAGUAAACAAUUAGCCGAAUAUAAAUUCAGAGCGCAGAAAGCCGAACAAGAUGUGGCAACGAUGCAAGCGACCGUUGCCAGACUGGAAAGCCAGGUGAUUCGAUAUAAGUCGGCGGCUGAGAUCUCCGAGAAAAGCGAGGAGGCGCUCAAAGCGGAGAAACGGAAACUGCAACGAGAGGACGAUUCACUUAGUAGUUGCUCUUACACUUACAGUUACACAGAUAAUGAUAAUGAUACUGAUAAUGAUGUUGAAGGCGAGGGAAGCUCAGAGUAGAGCGGAAGAAUUAGAAGUGUCCAACACGCACCUCAUCAAGCGUCUGGACAAGCUCAAAAACGCCAAGUCGGCGCUGCUCAAGGAGCUUUGACAAUCGUCGAACACCUAGUGCGUGCUUAGUGCGCAAUCCAAGUCCAAAUAACAAUUAUUUUUAAAUUAACACUACUUACUAAACAUAAACAUAUGUACUAUACAAAAGAAGCCACCACCACCGCCAUUUGCGUGGAGAAGUGCGCAACCAACGAAACACGGAAAGCGAGCCGCGAGCUGCAAGCCAUUUUGUAUGCAUACUAAGUAGGAGUAUAUAAAACUAGGGACAAAACGUAGGUUUUAAUACAUUUUUAAACACUUUCUUAGACACAUCCUUGAUAUUUCUGGAUUUGUGUGUCCGCGUCUACGUGAACUUGACACUUAAAUAAUUUUUUUGAUUCGGUUUUUUAGCGAACGUUUUGUUUUGAGUACUUGAACGAUUCUGUACAUAUAUUAAUGUUAUUAUUUUUUAUGAUGUAUAUUUAAUUGAUAUGUGUAUUUAAAUUAUUGUUUAAAUUAUUAACAGCGUCGAAAUAAUGUAUCGCGAUUCAAUGGAGAACGGAGAUGAGACGGAGCUUGUCACAUGCCGCAGUUGGCGUUAUCAUGACUGCUGAAUGAGAGAUUAAUGUGAUGUUGUUAUACUCUCAAAUGCAACGCAACAGUCAGGAAGCGAGUGACCGAAGAAUAUUUGGUAAAAGGUACUUUACGAUAUAAAACAAAAUAUAAACAA
Molecule: messenger RNA, 2480 nt
Organism: Dalotia coriaria
Lineage: Eukaryota; Metazoa; Arthropoda; Insecta; Coleoptera; Staphylinidae
Product: leucine-rich repeat flightless-interacting protein 2
Exons: 7
Coding region: 212-1720 (502 amino acids)
Biological process (GO): regulation of DNA-templated transcription
Source: RefSeq, a predicted model, not a curated record